Cuscuta campestris is the source of this 875-nucleotide messenger RNA. NCBI's taxonomy places the organism in Eukaryota, Viridiplantae, Streptophyta, Magnoliopsida, Solanales, Convolvulaceae. The record is from the annotation of a GenBank genome assembly.
AUCGAGCAGACUGCUCGAGUGUUGGAGGAUCUUAAUGUACCCAUUGGCAACUAUCCCCGACUGGCAUCUCAGCUGCUUCGCAAAGAAGCCUACGAGUGGUGGAAGAGGACCGAUGAGAGUGUAGGAACCCCUAAGCCAUGGACAUGGGCACAUUUCGAAUGGGCAUUCAAGCAAGAAUAUAUUCCAAAACGUUUUAGCAAAGAAAGACGUAAAGAAUUUGUCGAAUUGCAACAGGGAGACAUAACACUCCCCGAGUAUCGUCAGAAGUUUACCUGUCUUGCUAAAUUUGCACCAACCUUGACAAAUAAUGUCAGCUCAAGCACUCACCGUCCCAUCAGCUCUAUCUCAAAAGGAAAAAGGCCCUUCCAGGAAUCUAGCAAUUCACACUUCUCAAAGAAGGGGAAAUCGGUGCAGACGCACUCUGUGGCGUCGGAAAACAAAUCAAGAGGGUGGAAACACCCAUUGUGCGAUACAUGUGGGAGACAUCAUCCAGGCGAUUGUUGGCUUGCCCAAGGAUUAUGUCUAGGUUGCGGCAAACCUGGACAUUAUCGAAGGGAUUGCCCCACUAAUCCUGGCAAACCAUUUCCGACUUCCCCAGUUGUCAGUCAAUCAGCAUCAGCACGACCUGCGCCAUGUCAACGAUCAACGGCAGGAUCUAAUCCGGCCAAGAACCAGAGUCAGCAACAGGGACGAGCUCCUGCUCGUACUUAGCAAUGAAGGCACGAGCUGAGGAAAACCCUGACGUCAUUCAGGGUAUGUUUUCCUUAUUUGAUUCUGUCAUGCAUGUGUUGAUAGAUCGUGAAUCAACGUUAUCUUAUAUCUGCGUGCCUAUGCCUGACAAGGCUGACAUAAUGAAAGAAAACUUAGAACAACCU